AUGCGUCAAUUGAUUGAUGAUGAGAAGAGAAAGGAGGGAAGAAGGAAUGUGAUUGUGAAAGAUAAGGAAGAUGAACGAAUGAGGUUGAUCCACGUUGCUCACUAUGAUGGGUUCAGUGAAAAGAAAGAAGACCAAGACCACUCACUCAGGUGA
Molecule: messenger RNA, 153 nt
Organism: Sphenostylis stenocarpa
Lineage: Eukaryota; Viridiplantae; Streptophyta; Magnoliopsida; Fabales; Fabaceae
Source: the annotation of a GenBank genome assembly